Cuscuta campestris is the source of this 1195-nucleotide messenger RNA. The record is from the annotation of a GenBank genome assembly. NCBI's taxonomy places the organism in Eukaryota, Viridiplantae, Streptophyta, Magnoliopsida, Solanales, Convolvulaceae.
CAAUGUAAUAUUUAAAAUGAAUUGAAAAAACUCGAUAUUUUACCUUGAGAAUAUAAGUGUGACAAAUAUUUAGGAACGCAACAAGUAUGUAUUUUUGCAAAUAUCCGAAGUUGGCCCGUAAAAACACUUUUGAAUAAGCCAAAAUCUUUGUGUGCGUGGCAAAAAUACAAGCCUUGUCAUCUCCUUUUAUAUACACGUGUCACCCUCUCCUUCAAUCUCUCUCCUCAUAUAUUUUCCUUUACCUCCCCCCCUCUCUCUCUCUAGAAAGCUCAGAUCAGAAAGCUUUUGCAUUUGCUGUUGCUUAAUAAUUGUAGAAUUAAGAAAAGGUUUGGAUUGAUCAUCAUCUACUAUGGCUUCAUCUGCACAACAAGAGGCUGCUGGGAAAGGGAAAAGUAAGAUGUCCAAACACAUAAAACAUGGGUACCAUCUCCUUGAGGGAAAGAUGGGUCAUGCUAUGGAAGAUUACGUUUUUGCCCAGUUUAAGGAAGUCGGCGACAACGAGCUCGGACUCUUCGCCAUCUUCGAUGGUCACUUAAGCCGCGAAGUCCCCAACUUUCUCCGUUCUCACUUGUUCGAUAACAUCCUCAACCAGCCAAACUUUUGGACUGAACCGGAGAGCGCUAUCCGAAGAGCGUAUCGGAUAACUGAUUCGACAAUUUUGGAGAAAGCAUCGGAGUUGGGCAAAGGAGGCUCGACAGCGGUCACUGCAAUACUGAUCAAUGGCAAGAAGCUCGUCGUGGCUAACGUUGGAGACUCUCGGGCAGUCAUCUGCAAGAAUGGGACCGCCAAGCAACUCUCCGUGGAUCACGAGCCCCAAAGGGAGAAGAAGGUCAUUGAGGAUAGAGGCGGCUUCGUGUCCAACUUUCCAGGGGAUGUACCUAGAGUCGAUGGGCAGUUGGCGGUGGCAAGGGCAUUCGGCGACAAGAGCUUGAAGGAACACCUCAGUUCAGAACCGGACGUGGUGACGGAUGCCAUUGACGAAACCACCGAAUUUCUUAUCUUGGCUAGUGAUGGCAUAUGGAAGGUGAUGACGAACCAAGAGGCGGUUAACUGCAUUAGAGGAAUAACUGAUCCCAUUUCAGCCGCGAAGCACCUUAACAAAGAGGCGGUGUCGAGGAAGAGUUCCGACGACAUUUCGUGCAUCGUUGUUAGGUUCAACUGAUCUUCUUGUUGAACACUGCACUGGAUUAUAUGU